GCUGUUUGUAGGUGAACCAGCUUCACGUCUCACACUUGCUUACUUCUCUGCUCCUCUAAAGCAACCAAACGAUGAACCGUCAGAAUAAUAUUCCGUUCACUCCUUCGGGCAUACUCAAAGGAGCAGCGCCGGUAUAUAAACAACAACAACAACAACAGCAGCAGCAUGGAAGAGUACCCAAAGACUUCAGAGAAGCUAUGAAACACGUUUCAGGGAAGCCAGCAGACAACUCUAAUACCAGGACAUCUGACAUGGCUGCCAUCACACCACCAGCUCUGAAACAUGCAGUGCAGCCUUCUGCGAAAUGGAGGUCUUCAUUCACGCCAGUAGGAGAAGGAGAGGACAACUCACAGGACAAAAGCACCAACAGUCCAGAGAGGGUUGAGCUUUAUAAUCCUUACGAUCCUGCCUCAUCAGACUCUGAGAAUGAGAUGCAACAAGGCCAAGACCACAACCACUCCCCACCCGAGGACAACCACCUGGCACGCCAGCGUUUGUCUCCAAGUAGAGGCUGCCAUGACAAAUGGCACUGGGACUCAUCCUACUCUGAGCCAGAGAGCCGACCCCUCGACAGGCGUGACUUUGACCCUGAAACCAGACCCACGGAGAGACGAGGUCUCAGUCCCGGUCAAAGACUGCCCAAACCACAGACGUAUAGCCCAGACACUGACACACUUGUCCCACCGGGUUAUGGCUCUAUAAAUAGACCACUGGACCGCAGGGUCUGCAGCCCUGACAGGCUUGUUCACGACUCCUCCACCCAAAGGUUUCUUGCAUCUUAUGGAGCACAGAGGACCAACGGGGAGGAGAGGAUAACAAUCCCAGAAUGCAGGAGAGAGAUGACCCCUACAGGUAGACUAUCUCCACCCAGGUUACAGCGGGACUAUCAACAUAAGUUGGGAUACAUGGAAAGAGGACUGGACAAAGUCACACCUCCCACUGAGGUGCCAAGACCCAGGAACAAAAAUAUAAUAUUCAACAAGAGCCCCAUCACAUGUGACCUUUGUGAUGUUGAGUUAGCCAAUGUUCACGAGCUGCAGGAUCACUUGGAGAGCAAGACUCACUGGGACACCCUGGAGCACAUCCAGCAGGAGAAUAAUUAUGAUGACCUGGCUAUAGCCUUCCUACAGGAAGUCAUGCUGUAUAAAAGCCGUAAAUGUAGUCGACCCAUAGAGGAUAGUGUACUUCAAGCUCUCCAGGAAAAUGACCACAUGACAAAGAUUGAAAUGUUCCUUUGUGCAGCUUGCAACGUCUUCUUAUCCACAUCUGCCUCCUCAGUGCAGACUCACAUUACCUCUCAGGAACACCUCUCCAACACAAAGGAGUUUGAAGUGCAGCAGAGACGUGCUUGCCUUGACAAAGCAAAAGCCAUGAUGAAGGAGCUGCAACCUCAGUUUGAACACUUCCUAAAGGGUGGCAGCCCGUUUGAAUGACAGACAUCACUGCAAGUUCACUUCUAUUGCAACUACACAGAAAUGUGUGGCACCACUCAUGUACAGUAUAUUGCUGACAGCAUACUGUUAAUGUGCCAUUCAGGAGUCUGAAUAAAUGGAGGCAUCUUGAGUCUAUGGAUUUUCUUGUAUGUUUGUCACAUUUUGCCCAAUUUAUAGACAUUAGCUACAGUGCUCCCAGGCCAUUGCCAUUUGAUGAUUUUUCACAUUUACAGGUGCAAUGUUUUUAUAAAUUUGUGUGCAAAAAUGAUUGAAAAAGUCAACUUGUUUGUCGUUUUUUUUUAUUUAGAACAACACAAAUGUUUUAAGCAUUGUAUCUGUGAUAUAGUACAUUUAAAAUUAAAUUAUUUCAAAACAGUAUAUUUAAACAUUAAAUAUAGGUGACAUGUAUGAAAAUGCACUGUCAGCACUGACUGUGCCUGUUAGGUCUUUUUUCUUAACCAUCUUCAGUUUUAAUUUUGUAUUUGUAUUAGAAACAAUGCAGUUACUGAAAUACUAUAAAACACUUUCUAUGCAUAACAAGGUUCUGGACAUCGUUCUUUUUGUUCUUGUAUAAUAGCUCAGUUUUCCACUUGUGAUUCUUGGAGCUGUUUAUCAUGAUCUUUUGGGUGCGCUCACUUUCAGUUAAAAUAUUCAUCUCAGAGACUGUGGGCUUGGAUUUGAACAUAUUGCAAUACAAAAACACCCCCAACAUGAUUCUAUGUAUCUUGUAAAUGUGAAUAUUGAUACAGAAGAGAUGAAUCCCAAAUUUUGACAAAAGCGGACUCAAACCAUGAGAAAUCUGAGGUAAAAGUUGUCUUCAUUAGAAAUGGAUUCCACACUACAUUACUGCAUAAAACAAAAACAGUUCAUCUGUUUGGAAAUGAAUUCCAAAAAAUGGACAAUGUUAAAACAGAAAAGGUAACAAUAUCCAAAAUAAUUAACUUUUUCAUCUGUCCAAAUGUCCAAACAUGUACAGUAUCUCCAUCAUUGAGCAUUAUUGUACUUUUGGCCAGUAUUUAAUUGACUUAGAAAAAAAAAAGUGAAAGAACAUCCAAUGUACAUACACAUACAGUCUAGUGAAAUCUAAAAAGGUCCCCAUUUUCUUCAUGAGGCAGCAUGUGUGGCCGUCAGAGAGCUGUCUUGGUCAGUCUUGAGGGUUGAGGGCAGCGAGGUGACCUCUACCAUGCCUAGCCCAGUGUGAGGGACACUAGUGUUCAUGAUGUGUCUCUGUAAAUGUUUAAUCCAGUCCUCCUGGACCGACAACGGACCCUGGAAGACGAGGUCACAGAACCUGUGGAAAAAAAAAGAGAUUGAUAAUGACAUACCAUCACACAGUGGUUCUGAGCUAUGCUAGCAGCUUUUCCAGGGAUAACAAUGUUGGGUCUUUUGGAUGUUCCACCACUUCCAUCCUGACUGAACUUAAAAAAAUUUGUAAAAACAUUCAUGGUCCCCAGAGGAUGAAUCCUUCUGACUUUGAUGAUCCCCUGACUUUUCAUUGAACACCACUAUUAGGUUCACAUUUGUGCUUUUCAGUGAAAUGUCUCAGCAACUACUGGAUGGAUUGCCAUGACCUUUGUCUCCUUCAGGAUGAACUCUAAGUGUUUGAUGAUCCCUCAACAUUUCACCUCUUGCCACCAACAGGUCAAAAUGUUAAUUUGUCCC
Messenger RNA from Chelmon rostratus (copperband butterflyfish), 3095 nucleotides. RefSeq lists its product as uncharacterized. NCBI's taxonomy places the organism in Eukaryota, Metazoa, Chordata, Actinopteri, Chaetodontiformes, Chaetodontidae. Gene Ontology annotation, cellular component: nucleus. The record is from RefSeq and is a predicted model, not a curated record. Gene Ontology annotation, molecular function: zinc ion binding; DNA binding. The coding region runs from base 72 to 1433 and encodes 453 amino acids. The transcript has 11 exons.